Pisolithus orientalis is the source of this 1764-nucleotide messenger RNA. RefSeq names its product WD40-repeat-containing domain protein. Lineage: Eukaryota; Fungi; Basidiomycota; Agaricomycetes; Boletales; Pisolithaceae. Gene Ontology annotation, biological process: cellular response to amino acid starvation; positive regulation of TORC1 signaling. Gene Ontology annotation, molecular function: protein binding; structural molecule activity. Bases 1 to 1281 code for a protein of 426 amino acids. The transcript has 7 exons. Gene Ontology annotation, cellular component: Seh1-associated complex; nuclear pore outer ring. The record is from RefSeq and is a predicted model, not a curated record.
AUGAUUCAGACGGGUCUCAUACAGAACGUGCACGACGACCUGCUCACAGAUAUAUCUUAUGAUUUUUAUGGUCUGCACUUCGCCUCGUGUAGCCUUGACCAGAAAAUCAAAGUCUGGUCGUUGGACGAGAGCACUGGAACCUGGAGCGUCGAGGAUGAAUGGAAGGCCCACGAUGCUGCCAUCUCAAAAGUAAGCUGGGCACAUCCAGAGUUCGGGACUAUACUCGCGUCGGCCUCGUUCGAUCGUACCGUAAAAAUAUGGGAACAAAUGAUGUCCACUGCGGUUACUGAAUUACAGCCUAACACAUCCUCUGCCCCACAGCAAGCCAGUGGCGGGUCGUCCUCGAGAUGGUCUGAGAGGGCCGUUUUGGUCGAUGCCCGUGGCACAGUGAGAGCCGUGGAAUUCGCGCCUCAUCAUUUUGGUUUGAAGCUGGCGCGUGCGACGAUUUCAACUGACAAUCACCUUCGGAUAUACGAGUGUUUGGAGCAGUCAUCGCUGGCUACGUGGCAAUUAUCAGAAGAAGUGGACGUCACCUCUUUACCAAUAGCAUCCCGACCCUCCUCUCACUCAGUAGCGUUCGGAACGCCAACUCAUACGAGCGCAACUCUUGAUGGUGCCUCUGCUUCCCUAGUUGCGCAAGCGUUGCAACAGUCCCAAGCCCCACCUCAGGGCCGAGGGGGGUUGGGUAACAGGGAAGCGGAUGGCGGCUGGUGUAUUUCUUGGUGCAAAGAGCGGUAUUGGGGUGAAGUGAUAGCAGCAGGGAGCGGGAUAUCGGGCACUAUAAAAAUUAUACAAAUCUCGCCGUCCCGUCGUCCAACGACGCUAUUAACGUUGGAUCCUUCUCCCGCUGGCAAGUUACUGGCAGAGGGUAAUGCUGCGGGUGUUCUGGGCGAGAGCGACGCUCCAACGCCAUACGCUGUCACCACUGUAGCAUGGGCACCAUCGUGUGGUCGAUCGUAUCAUCUUAUAGCGACGGGUAGUCGGGAUGGUCAUGUAAGAAUAUGGAAAGUCAAACCAGCUGAGGAUAGCGACAUGGAGGACGACAGUAUGGGAUCUAAGUGGACAGCUAGUAUUGCUGCCGACUUCGACAACCACAGAUCGGCAGUCGGUCGAGUCGAGUGGAACAUAACAGGGACCGUAUUAUCAUCUGCCGGAAACGACGGGCGUGUCCGUCUUUGGAAGGCGACGAUCGGGGGUGUCUGGAGACCUGCUGGGAGCAUUGGCGUCGAACAAACUGAAGACGAGGAUGCUAACAUGGAGGAGAGUGCUGUUGCUGACUAAUAUAGCCACGUACUACGAAGGUAGCAUGGAUAAUCACUUACUAGCUACUAUUAGUAUUCGUGACAGCCAUCUCUUGGAAGAUAUCGGAGAGAUAUGAGAGCAGUCGUGGGAGCGGUUUUAUCACGGAAGGCCGCUCGAGUAUCUGUGUCAACGUCCCGGAUUGCCUUUCAACUUAGUCUCCUGCAUUACAGGUCGUACUACGGCUGUCAGCCAGCCCGACACUUCGCAGACAUGUCUCAGUCUGGGUCAUUUGCACGCCCCUCUGAUGGUGCUCUGCAACUAACUGCCGUACAGGAAACACAAGGUAGUCGUCUGCCGCAAUCUUGGGCCUGACGCGAUGUCUCUUUUGGAGGCAACACCUGAACUGGACGUGCGUUGGAUUAAACAUUACUCCAUCCCUCAUAGCGUUGAACCCACUUCAUGUGGCACUUAGCUUGUCGUCUGGCCGGACGACCGAAGCUGCGACCGGACAUGGUUGCUAGG